Molecule: messenger RNA, 2111 nt
Organism: Salvia miltiorrhiza (redroot sage)
Lineage: Eukaryota; Viridiplantae; Streptophyta; Magnoliopsida; Lamiales; Lamiaceae
Exons: 2
Coding region: 163-1908 (581 amino acids)
Molecular function (GO): nucleic acid binding; zinc ion binding
Source: RefSeq, a predicted model, not a curated record
GUUGAUGGAAUCCCCUCUUUUUUUUUUUUUUUUUUUUUUGCUUUUAAAUAAAACCAUCUUACACGAUAAAAAGGGUAUAUAAAAUACUAAAAUAUUUUCAUUGCUUCCGUUGCCAAUGCCAUGAACUGAACGAAAAUUGUAUUUGCACGAUCACAAUAAACCAUGAAUUACUUUGUGCCUCACGAAUUCGAUCCCUCUUCUCAAAACCAUGGAUCUUAUGAUCAAUUCACGUAUAAUUCGAAUUCUUAUUCAUAUUCCUACCCAAACCCCCAAUUCAGCAGUAGCAUUCAUCCAUAUUCUUACCAGAAUCCCUAUGUACAACCAUCACAGCACGAAGAACAAGAGCCUAACCCACCUGGGGUGACGCCACCGCCGCCGCCGCGGCCGAUGCCAGAAAUGUGCCGGAAUUCGUAUUAUCAAUACCAAGCUCAGGCCGCCGCCGCUGGUGUUCCGACUGCGGGUCCACAGCCGGCGCCGGUGGAUGCCGGCGUCCAGACGGUGAUUCAUCAGCCGAUUGUACAACCCUUAUACGGAGGUGUUGGCGUUAUGGAUGGAAUAGUCCCUAGAGGAGAUCCCCAUACAUAUCUUGGUCCAAAACUCAAUAUCUCAAGCUCUGCAUUUCGUGUUGAUGGAUUUGACAUAGGUCAUUCUCUGCCUAUGAAUGCAGCAACACCUUUUCAGGACCAUUCAGCAACUGCCUAUGGCGGAAUACACAUCCAAGGUGGGCCUUGUCAACCCCUGUCACAGUCAAUUGGUGAACCCCAUCAUGGUCCCCGACCAAAGGUCUCAGGCCGGACAUAUCGUGUUCGUGGACGUGGCAAAGGCUGUGUACAGCGGAAGCAUGCAGUGGCACCUGCUCAGGACCAAAAAUUAUUAUUUCAAGGCAAAUCAGAAAUCCAAGGAGCGGCUACACUUCCUAUGGUACAGUCCGGUGCAUCAAGUAUUGGCCAAACACUUCUGCCUUUGCAGGCUCCAGCUCAUUCGGCAUCUGUUUCGCCAUCUCCAAAAGUAGUGUCCUGUGAACUCUGCAAGGUUGAAUGCAAUACCCUUGAAGUUCUUCAACAACACGUGAAUGGGAAAAAGCAUAAAAAGAAACUGAAAGUGUUCGAAGAAUUACAAAAUCUCAACAAAAAGGUGAUUAGUGGACAAGCUGAUCAGACGCCUACUAUUGAAUUGAAGUCAGAAGUCGUCUCACAGCCUGACCGGGCUGAGGGGUCUGGGAACCAACAACUUGAACAAGAAGUUUUACCUUCUCAAGAAAUUAAUGAAGAAAGUAAAGUUGCAGGAGAAAAACAUAAGGUGGAGGAGGUGGAACAUCCCGAAGAAUCAGCCAAAAAGAUGAGGGUGGAUCAUUGUGAACGCAUAGGACGUGGGUUCAAGCAUAAAAUGAGAGGUGGUAAGAGCAACAGAAAAAUGAGGCCUUCUGAUCGGCCAAAAAUUUUGGUUCAGCCCCCUAAACCAAAAGAGGUUACACCUUUAGUUUGUGAAUUAUGUAACGUAAAGUGUGAAUCUCUCGCCGUCUUUCAAAGUCAUUUGGCAGGAAAGAAGCACAAAUCAAAAGCCAAGCGCUUCCUAAGCCAAGAAAGAUUUGGACAAGAACUUCCCCAAGCGCAAAGACCAGCAACAAUGCAAGGAUUCAGCGCCUACCAUGUUGCUUCUGCUCAGAAUGUGGAUACUAUGACUAGUGGUGUGGUGGAUCCAGAACCACUUGUAACAAACGCUGGAGCUUCAUUUCUGUUGACUACCGCUACAGGAGGAACAUGGAACAAGGGACGUUCAGAAACUGGAGCAGAAAUGGUAGGCGUCGCUGCUGGUUCUGAGCAGGCAGUUACAUGUGGAACAGCCUUGGAUGGAGGUUCUUCGUCAGAGCAGAAUGUGGUAAGCAUAAUCCAGCCGCCUCCCAACUGACCUCUCGUUUCGAACAUUGUGGAAGCAGAUUUUGAGGUUCUCGCUUGAAUGAGGAAUGCAGCUACAACUGUUGCAUCUUUUGCUAUCUGCAUAUUUUCUUGUCUUUGAAUUCUAAUGACCUCAUAGGUUCCAUCAUUUUGUAUUUGGGAAAAUGGUUCAUCCUAAUGUUGAAGUUUCAGAAAUUCAAAAAGAUGAGUUAUAAA